Staurois parvus is the source of this 357-nucleotide messenger RNA. The record is from the annotation of a GenBank genome assembly. Lineage: Eukaryota; Metazoa; Chordata; Amphibia; Anura; Ranidae.
AUGCAGAAUGCUUCUAAAAACAUUUGUGAAAGAAUGGGUCGCUCUCAGGAGCUCAGUGAAUUCAAGUGUGGUACCAUGAUAGGUUGCCACCUGUGCAAUAAGUCCAUCUGUGAAAUUUCCUGGCUACUAAAUAUUCCACGGUCAACUGUUAGUGGUACUAUAAUAAAGUGGAAGCAACUGGGAACAACAACUCAGCCAAGAAGUGAACGAGGUCAGCACAUGCUGAAGCACACAGAGCGCAGAAGCCACCAACUGUCUGCAGAGUCAAUAGCUAAACACCUCCAAACUUCAUGUGUCCUUCAGAUUAGCACAACAGCAGUGCAUAGAGAGCUUCAUGGAAUGGGUUUCCAUGGCUGA